Molecule: messenger RNA, 1590 nt
Organism: Macrosiphum euphorbiae (potato aphid)
Lineage: Eukaryota; Metazoa; Arthropoda; Insecta; Hemiptera; Aphididae
Source: the annotation of a GenBank genome assembly
AUGGGUACUUGCUGUAGUCGUCAUUCACCAGAUCCUACCCAUCAUCUAGUCUUACAUCAUGGUUUCAAAAUACAAGAUUCUAUAGAUGUCUUGAAUAAAGGAUCCAGUGAAGUGCGUUAUGUGGCUGAAUUGAAUCGUCAACAUGGAACAGCAAGCAUUAAACGCCAUGGUGUCGACAUUAUACGUACUCCAACAUCAACACUUCAUUCGUCUUUACAUGGACGAAUUGUGGUUGCUGUUUAUAAUUAUCAGUCCAGGGAAAUGUCUGAUGUCUCCUUUGUUAAAGGAGAUCGUAUGGAACUAUUAGAUGAUAGUGAACCAGAUUGGUGGCGUGUUAGACAUUUAAGAACAAAUGAGGAAGGAUUGAUACCUUGGAAUUUUGUUGCUGAAGAAAAAUCGGUUGAGAGUGAAGAUUGGUUUUUUGGUAAAAUAUCUCGUAAAGAAGCUGAAAAGCUUUUAUUAUCUGAAGAAAAUCAAAGAGGGACAUACUUGGUACGUGAUUCGGAACAUAAUCCAAAUGGCUUCUCUCUUAGUGUUAAAGAUUGGGAAGGAGGUCGAGGGUAUCAUGUGAAACAUUAUAAAAUAAAAUCUCUUGAUAAUGGUGGUUAUUAUAUUGCCACUAAUCAGACUUUUUCUAGUCUUCCCGAGCUCAUAUCUGCCUAUUCUAAAAAUUCAUUGGGAUUAUGUCAUGUUUUGGCUCGUUCAUGUUGUAAGCCACAACCACAGAUUUGGGAUCUAGGUCCAAAUUUACGUGAUCAGUGGGAAAUAGAUCGCAGUGAAAUCCAAUUAAUUAGAAAGCUUGGCCAUGGUAAUUUUGGUGAAGUUUGGUAUGGCAAAUGGCGAAAUAAUAUUGAAGUAGCUGUGAAAACACUUAAACAAGGCUCUAUGUCUACUCAAGCAUUUUUACAAGAAGCUUCUAUAAUGAAAAAGUUUCGACAUGAUAGACUUGUUGCCCUUUAUGCUGUUUGUUCAAAAGAUGAACCUGUACUUAUUAUACAAGAAUAUAUGUGUAAUGGAAGUUUAUUGGAUUUUUUGCGAAAUUGUGAUAGUAAAUAUUUACAAUUUGGUGAUUUAAUCUAUAUUGCUGCUCAAGUUGCUAGCGGAAUGGCAUAUUUGGAAUUAAAGCAAUUAAUUCAUCGUGAUUUGGCUGCAAGAAAUGUAUUGAUUGGAGAAAAUAACAUGGCUAAAAUCUGUGACUUUGGUUUAGCGAGAAUUAUAGAAGAUGAUGAAUAUUGUCCUAGGCAAGGUACACGAUUUCCUGUAAAGUGGACUGCACCUGAAGCUAUUGUCUAUGGACGUUUUUCAAUUAAAUCAGAUGUAUGGUCCUUUGGAAUAUUACUUAUGGAAUUAUUUACAUACGGACAAGUCCCAUACCCAGGUAUGCAUGGCCGUGAAGUAAUUGAACAAGUGGAACAUGGAUAUCGUAUGCCAAAGCCAGUAUCUCAUUUCAUCCCUGAUGAUAUCUACAGACUGAUGUUACUGUGUUGGGACUCUGAUCCAGAUAAACGACCCACAUUUGAGUUCCUGAAUCAUUAUUUUGAAGACUUCACUAUUACCUCAGAAAUACCAUACAGGGAAGUAAGUGAUUAA